UUAUUGGUCCUAUGUUAGAAAAUGAAUCUUUUACAGUCCUUAAUAUAAGACCAUCUUUUGAUGAUAAUCAAAUAGUUUGGGAUAGAUUGAUUCUGAAUGAACAUUUGAAAAGAUCAGGUUUUGAUUCAGAUUGGAAAGAAUUAAAUCCUUCUGAGUGCAUCAUCACUGACUCAUUGCCUUAUGCACCUUAUGGUUAUGGCAUCGGUGAAAAUGAUAAGUUUUUAUUAACUGAUUUAAAUGAUUCGGAUCUCAAAUAUUAUCUAGGGAUAGAACCAUGGGCUAUUCAUCCGGCGGAAAGAAUACUUGAUACUUAUGUUAAACCGCGGCUUCAAUUUCCAAGAUAUGUUAUCUAUCUUGAAACAGAAAGAAAAGUAAGACUUCUUAUAGGAAACAAUACUAUACAAGUUUGGCGUGGCAAAAAACUUGAAUUCAUUCGUAUUGUCAAUGAAGAGUCAGAUGCACCAGAAGAGCCUUAUGAAAAAUUCAAAGUUAACAAAAUUAGAUAUGAAAAUGCAUCGGCUAACGACUCCGAAAAAUCUAAAUUAAAAAAUACUAUUUCGAAAUACUCUUCAAAAACUCUUAAAAAAAAUGAAAAAGAACGUCCUCUCCACUCGUGGCAAGUUCCAUUAAAAGAUAUUUUACCUGACAUAG
Messenger RNA from Dentiscutata heterogama, 651 nucleotides. The record is from the annotation of a GenBank genome assembly. Lineage: Eukaryota; Fungi; Glomeromycota; Glomeromycetes; Diversisporales; Gigasporaceae.